This is a messenger RNA of Trichoderma gamsii, 2718 nucleotides long. Its product is annotated as periodic tryptophan protein 2. The coding region runs from base 1 to 2718 and encodes 905 amino acids. The transcript is spliced from 3 exons. Gene Ontology annotation, biological process: ribosomal small subunit assembly; maturation of SSU-rRNA from tricistronic rRNA transcript (SSU-rRNA, 5.8S rRNA, LSU-rRNA). The record is from RefSeq and is a predicted model, not a curated record. Gene Ontology annotation, cellular component: Pwp2p-containing subcomplex of 90S preribosome; small-subunit processome. NCBI's taxonomy places the organism in Eukaryota, Fungi, Ascomycota, Sordariomycetes, Hypocreales, Hypocreaceae. Gene Ontology annotation, molecular function: protein binding.
AUGAAGACCGAUUUUAGGUUUUCCAACUUGCUAGGCACUGUCUACUGCCAGGGCAACUUGGUCUUCAGUCCAGAUGGCACCCAUCUCUUUUCACCCGUCGGAAAUCGCGUGACUAUCUUCGACUUGGUAAACAACAAAUCCCACACUCUGCCCUUUGCCCAUCGCAAGAACAUUGCUCGAAUCGGCCUCUCACCCCGCGGCAAUCUCCUUCUCACCGUUGACGAUGAGGGUCAUGCGAUCUUGACCAACGUUCCCCGUCGUGUAUCCAUCUAUCACUUCUCCUUCCGGUCGCAGGUCACAGCGCUCUCAUUUUCGCCUUCAGGGCGAUACUUUGUCGUGGGCUUGGGGCGAAAACUCGAAGUCUGGCACGUUCCUUCGACCCCGGAUACAAAUGCCGAGGGAGAGCUUGAAUUCGCCCCCUUCGUAAAGCGCCGCACCUACACCGGCCACUUCGACUCAGUACAGCAUAUCGAGUGGUCCAGCGACUCCCGGUUCUUCCUGACAGCCUCUAAGGAUUUGACGGCAAGGAUAUGGAGUGUUGAGCCUGAAGAGGGUUUCGUUCCCACCAUUCUUGGUGGCCAUAAGCAAAACGUGAUUGGUGCCUGGUUUUCCGCUGACCAGGAGACAAUCUAUACGGUCAGCAAGGACGGUGCAGUCUUCAACUGGAAAUACGUCAAACCGCUCAAUUCCGCAAAGCAAGAUGACCGUAUGGAGGAUGAUGACGAUAGCAACGAUGAAUCGGACAUGAGAUGGCGCAUUGUUGAGCGACACUACUUUAUGCAAGGUAGCGCACAUGUGCGAUGUGCCUUUUUCCACGCGGAAACCAACCUCUUGGUGGCUGGCAUGUCCAACGGGCUUUUCAGCCUUUACGAAAUGCCCGACUUCAACAACAUUCAUAAGCUCAGCAUCUCUCAAAGCGACGUCGACUUUGUAACAAUCAACCAGAGUGGAGAGUGGCUGGCUUUUGGUGCCUCCAAAUUGGGGCAGUUGUUGGUCUGGGAGUGGCAGUCCGAAUCCUACAUCCUCAAACAGCAGGGCCAUUUCGACUCAAUAAACUCCCUGGUUUACUCUCCGGAUGGACAGCGAAUCAUCACAACUGCUGAUGAUGGCAAGAUCAAAGUAUGGGAUAUUGAGUCUGGCUUUUGCAUCGUCACAUUCACGGAGCACACUAGUGCCGUCACGGCAUGCGAGUUUGCCAAGAAGGGAAACGUUCUGUUCACAUCAAGUCUUGACGGCUCAGUCCGGGCGUGGGAUCUGAUCAGAUAUCGAAACUUCCGUACCUUUACGGCCCCAACAAGGUUGUCCUUUACAUGCAUGUCUGUUGAUCCCAGCGGCGAGGUAGUUGCGGCAGGUUCACUGGACUCAUUCGAUAUUCACAUCUGGUCUGUACAGACCGGUCAGCUACUUGAUCGGUUAGCAGGACACGACGGUCCCGUGUCUGCCUUGGCGUUUACACCAAAUGGCAACUCCUUAGUUAGCGGUAGCUGGGACAGGACUGCACGAAUAUGGUCAAUCUUUGACAGAACCCAGACGAGCGAACCGCUGCAGCUUCAGGCUGAUAUUCUCGACAUUGCCGUCCGACCGGACUCCCUUCAGCUGGCCGUUUCAACUAUUGAUGGCCAGUUGACGUUCUGGUCAAUAUCAGAGGCCGAGCAGACGGCGGGUCUCGAUGGCCGCAGGGACGUGUCUGGCGGACGAAAAUCAUCAGACCGGAGAACGGCUGCCAAUAUUGGUGGCAACAAGAGCUUUAGCACAAUACGCUACAGCACCGACGGAAGCUGCCUGUUGGCCGGUGGAAACAGCAAAUACAUCUGCCUGUACUCAGUGUCGACCAUGGUGCUACUGAAGAAGUUUACAGUCAGCGUGAAUUUGUCUCUAUCCGGAACUCAAGAGUUCCUCAACAGCAAGUAUCUAACGGAAGCCGGUGCCAUUGACGAUAUCGACAUGCAAGGAGAGGCAUCCGACCGCGAAGACCGGUUCGAUGCAAGCCUACCUGGUUCGAAGCGUGGCGGAGAUCCUUCAGCUAGAAAGCGAAAGCCACAAGUUCGCGUCACAGGCGUUGCCUUUUCGCCUGCCGGAUCCGCCUUUUGCGCUGCUUCUACAGAGGGUCUCCUUAUCUAUAGCUUAGAUCACACUCUGCAGUUUGAUCCAUUUGAUCUCAACAUCGAGAUCACGCCUGCUUCAACUUUGGCAGUAUUGGAAAACGAAAAGGACUAUCUCAAAGCGUUGGUGAUGGCAUUCCGAUUAAACGAAGCUGGUCUCAUCAAGAGAGUUUUUCAGGCGGUACCGCCAGCCGACAUUCCCCUCGUCGUAUCCGAUGUCCCCAUUGUCUACGUACCAAGACUCCUCCGCUUCGUCGCUGCCCAGACAGAAGAAUCUCCCCACAUCGAAUUUUGCCUGUUGUGGAUCAAGGCGCUGGUCGACAAGCACGGCGCCUGGCUCACGGCUAAUCGCGGCAAGGUAGAUGUCGAGCUGCGAGUGGUCUCGCGUGCAGUGGUGAAGAUGAGGGACGAAAUCAGGAGAUUGGCUGACGAGAACGUGUACAUGGUGGAUUACCUAUUGGGCCAGGCCGAUAAUAAUAAGGUUGAAGAGGAGAAAAAUGGCAAUGCGACCCUGACCAGUGCACAGCAGAAGACGAUUGAUGCGGUCAUGAAUGGCGCGGCGGAGUCCGGCGAGUCUGACGAGGAUGGAGAAGAUGAGUGGAUGGGAAUGGAUUAA